Musa acuminata subsp. malaccensis (wild Malaysian banana) is the source of this 2091-nucleotide messenger RNA. NCBI's taxonomy places the organism in Eukaryota, Viridiplantae, Streptophyta, Magnoliopsida, Zingiberales, Musaceae. The record is from RefSeq and is a predicted model, not a curated record.
GAGAUCCAAUCAUCCGAACCGCCACGGGUUCCUCGUCCAUUUUACUGCUCCCUGACCGGACCGGCGGAGCCUCCAACGGCGGUUUCUUCUUGCUAACCAAACCCUUAUCAUAAAAGCGAGGGAUCUCAGUAUACUCGGUGCGGUGCUCUCUCGCUCUUAUCCCUCAUCUCCCUCCUCUGUUCGGUCCGAUCUCCGCCAUCCAUGGCCACUGCGAACUCCGUCCUCGCCAACGAUGGCGCCAAGGGCCCGGCCCCCCCACGCCUCGCCUCCGUCUACAGUGAGGUGCAGACCAGCCGUCUCAACCACCCCCUCCCUCUCCCCUCCGUCCUCAAGGGCCCCUUCAAGCUGGUGGAUGGCCCCCCGAGCUCCGCCGCCGGAAACCCAGAUGAGAUCGCGAAGCUGUUUCCUAAUCUGUUCGGCCAGCCAUCGGCAAACCUGGUGCCGACUGGCUCAGAUCCAUCAGAUUUGGCCGGAGGUCUGAGGAUUGGGGUCGUGUUGUCUGGUGGUCAGGCUCCAGGUGGACACAAUGUCAUCUCUGGGAUAUUUGAUUAUUUGCAGGAGCGGACAAACGGAAGCAUCCUGUAUGGUUUCAAGGGAGGUCCUGCUGGGAUUAUGAAGUGCAAGUAUGUUGAGCUGACUCCAGAUUUCAUCUAUCCCUACAGAAACCAGGGUGGAUUUGAUAUGAUCUGCAGUGGAAGGGACAAAAUUGAAACCCCAGAACAGUUUAAGCAAGCUGAGGAGACAGCCAUGAAACUUGAUUUGGAUGGACUUGUUGUUAUUGGCGGUGAUGACUCCAACACGAAUGCAUGCCUCCUUGCUGAAUAUUUUAGGCAAAAGAAUAUGAAAACUCGGGUUAUUGGAUGCCCGAAAACAAUUGAUGGAGAUUUGAAAUGCAAGGAGGUUCCAGCAAGUUUUGGAUUUGAUACAGCCUGCAAGAUAUAUUCUGAAAUGAUAGGAAAUGUCAUGACAGAUGCAAGGUCAACUGGAAAAUAUUAUCACUUUGUAAGGUUAAUGGGGCGUGCUGCUUCUCACAUUACGCUGGAAUGUGCUCUACAAACACACCCAAAUAUUGCUUUCAUUGGUGAAGAGGUUGCUGCCAAGAAGCAAACGCUAAAAAAUGUCACAGACUACAUCACCGAUGUAAUCUGCAAGCGUGCAGAACUUGGCUACAAUUAUGGUGUCAUACUUAUUCCAGAAGGAUUAAUUGACUUUAUUCCUGAGGUUCAACAACUUAUUGCAGAACUAAAUGAAAUUCUAGCUCAUGAUGUAGUUGAUGAAGACGGGUUGUGGAAAAAGAAACUCCAACAUCAGUCUCUGCAUCUUUUUGAAUUCCUUCCUCAGGCAAUCAAAGAGCAAUUGUUGCUAGAAAGAGAUCCACAUGGAAAUGUACAGGUUUCAAAAAUUGAAACUGAGAAAAUGCUCAUCUCCAUGGUUGAAACUGAGUUGGAGAAGAGGAAGUUAGAGGGUAAAUAUGCUGGACACUUUAAAGGACAAUCCCACUUUUUUGGAUAUGAGGGUAGAUGUGGCUUGCCUACUAAUUUUGAUGCCACCUAUUGCUAUGCAUUGGGUUAUGCUGCAGGAGCUCUCUUGUGUUCUGGAAAGACUGGCCUCAUAUCCUCAGUUGGUAACUUGAAUGCUCCUGUUAAUGAAUGGACUGUUGGAGGGACUGCAUUGACUUCAUUGAUGGAUGUUGAGAGGAGACAUGGUAAGUUCAAGCCAGUGAUCAAGAAGGCAAUGGUGGAGCUUGAAGGUGCACCAUUUCAAAAGUUUGCAUCCAUGAGAGAUGUAUGGGCUCUCAAGAACAGAUACAUCAGCCCUGGCCCCAUUCAGUUUAUUGGUCCAGGAUCUAAUGACGUCAAUCACACCUUGCUUCUGGAACUUGGAGCACAGGCUUAGAUAGAUGUUGCCCAAUAUUAACCUCGAGAAUGGAAAGACAAACUGAAGAAGAUUAGUCCUUCAAAACAUAGGUGGCUGGUAUGUUUCUAACUUCAAAGUGACUAGUCAAACUUGGAAGAGUGUUGCAUCUGUGUGUGUAAUCGUACGCUGAAAGAUGUAAUAAUAUCCAGUCGCCGAGUACUCGUUACAUGUGCC